Messenger RNA from Cornus florida, 2507 nucleotides. RefSeq names its product GTP-binding protein BRASSINAZOLE INSENSITIVE PALE GREEN 2, chloroplastic. Gene Ontology annotation, molecular function: GTP binding. Gene Ontology annotation, biological process: brassinosteroid mediated signaling pathway; chloroplast rRNA processing. Bases 116 to 2089 code for a protein of 657 amino acids. NCBI's taxonomy places the organism in Eukaryota, Viridiplantae, Streptophyta, Magnoliopsida, Cornales, Cornaceae. Gene Ontology annotation, cellular component: chloroplast stroma; mitochondrion. The transcript has 4 exons. The record is from RefSeq and is a predicted model, not a curated record.
AAGUUGAGUAUUACUAAUUUUCCCUUUUUCGGGAAAUUAUGUCUUAUUACUGAUUUUCUAUUUUGUGUAAAGAAUUUUCUUCGCUGCCAAACAGAGCAGCAGCAAGAACACAGAGAUGGCACUGUUCUUAUCUAUAGCAACUUCACCUUCAACAAUGACUGGUCGGACCCUGAAGCUUUUUAACAACGGCAUCAUUGGAGCAAAGGCUUCAUCUAAUAUGCCUCUGUUUUUAGGUCCGAGUAAGAAAAACAGCACCCAACACAGCAAAAAAAAUACUUACAUUUCUCUAUCAGUAGAGGGUCGUCAAUCAGCUGUACAUUCAAUACAAAAAGAUCACGGAAAAACCCUAAGAAAAGGGGAGGGAAGAUUAAUCUUGAGUGAAGGAAGAGAUGACGAUGAGAGCUAUGGGCCUAUUUGCCCUGGCUGUGGAGUUUUUAUGCAAGAUAAGGACCCAAACCUUCCUGGGUACUAUAAAGAAAGGAAGGCAGUGGAAGUGUCGGAGAGUGAGGAUGGUAUUGAAAGUUCAUUGAUUGAUGAUUUUGAAGAAUUUGAUGAAGAAGGGGAGGAUUUUGUAGGUAGAAUUGAGGGCAAAUAUAAGGAAAAUAUUGGGGAGGAAAGUAAUAUCGAAAAUGAAGAUGAAAUUGGCUGGGACUCGGAAGAAUGGGAAUCGGAGUUUGAAGACGAAGAUGACGAUUUGAAGGAGUUGGAUGGGUUUACUCCGGCCGGUGUUGGUUAUGGUAACAUUACCGAGGAGACUGUAGAUAAGGGAAAGAGGAAGAGGGUGUCAAAAGCUGAGAGGAAGAGGAUGGCUAGGGAGGCUCACAAAGAGAAAGAAGAGGUUACUGUUUGUGCCCGGUGUCAUUCAUUGAGGAAUUACGGGCAGGUGAAGAAUCAUACAGCUGAGAACUUAAUACCUGAUUUUGAUUUCGAUAGAUUGAUUGCAACCCGGUUGAUGAAGCCCACUGGGAAUGCUGAUGCUACUGUUGUGGUGAUGGUUGUUGAUUGCGUUGAUUUUGAUGGAUCAUUUCCAAAACGGGCUGUUAAGUCUUUGUUCAAGGCAUUGGAAGGAAGCAAAGAUGGCUCAAAGCUUAGUAAGAAGUUGCCCAAGCUUGUUCUUGUGGCUACAAAAGUUGAUCUCCUUCCAUCUCAAGUCUCCCCCACUAGGUUAGAUAGAUGGGUAAGACACCGUGCUAAGGCUGGAGGGGCACCUAAGUUAAGUGGGGUUUAUUUGGUUAGUUCCCGUAAGGAUUUGGGUGUGAGGAAUUUGUUGUCAUUCAUUAAGGGGUUGGCUGGACCUCGAGGGAAUGUGUGGGUUAUUGGGGCUCAGAAUGCGGGCAAGUCUACAUUAAUCAAUGCAUUUUCUAAAAAAGAAGGUGCAAAAAUUACAAAGCUAACAGAGGCUGCAGUCCCUGGGACAACCCUUGGGAUUUUGAGAAUUGGAGGAAUCUUGUCGGCAAAGGCAAAGAUGUAUGACACUCCAGGUCUCCUGCAUCCUUAUCUAAUUUCCAUGAGAUUAAAUAGGGAUGAACAGAAAAUGAUUGAGAUACGGAAGGAGUUGCGACCUCGAACUUACAGGAUUAAGCAAGGGCAGGCUGUUCAUGUUGGUGGUUUGAUGAGACUAGACCUUAAUCAUGCUUCUGUCGAAACAAUUUAUGUCACAAUUUGGGCAUCACUAAAUGUUUCUCUACAUCUGGGGAAGAUUGAAAAUGCUGAUGAGAUUUGGAGCAAGCAUGCUGGUGCUAGGUUACAGCCUCCCAUCAGUGCAGACCGAGUUUCUGAAAUGGGCAAAUGGGAAGAGAAGAAAAUCAAAGUGUCUGGAACAAGCUGGGAUGUGAACAGCAUUGACAUUGCAGCAGCUGGCUUAGGUUGGAUUUCUGUGGGUCUCAAAGGUGAGGCAACCCUGGCAUUAUGGACAUAUGAUGGCAUUGAGAUAACUUUGCGAGAACCUUUGGUUCUUGAUCGGGCACCAGUUCUUGAGAGACCUGGAUUUUGGCUACCACAGGCUAUAUCAGAUGCCAUUGGCAGCCAAAGUAAGCUUGAAGCACAAAGAAGAGAAAAGCUUGAAGAGGAGAGUAUGAUACCCCUUUAGGAAGUAUCUGCUUAAAAAGAAAAGAAGAUGAUGAUCCAUUUGUCCCUCCUUUUGUCACCAAUAUGAUUGAGCUUGAAGCUGGAAGUAGCAGAGUAGUGAACAGAAAAUUGAUCUUGAAGAAAUUUCCAGGGGCAAAAAAAAAGGGAAGAAGAAGAAUCAUCUUAAAGGGGUUUAUCCGAAGGAAAGGCGAUCAGUUUCUAAGGCCAACUUUUGUGGCAGGUCUUUUACCUUUAUGUGUGCGUUUUCUAAUGAGAUAAUUUGAAUGUAUACAUCUCAGUUUCCAGAAAAUUUAAUGCCUAAAAAAAAUUGAAAAGAAAAAGAACUCACAACUUCUCACGAGGGAGAAUUGUAAAAUUGAGUUUUAACCAGUAUCAUUUCUCCUGUGCUUCUUACAUAGUACUUGAAUUUUUUUGUAUUA